This is a messenger RNA of Pyricularia grisea, 1284 nucleotides long. RefSeq lists its product as uncharacterized. Bases 1 to 1284 code for a protein of 427 amino acids. Lineage: Eukaryota; Fungi; Ascomycota; Sordariomycetes; Magnaporthales; Pyriculariaceae. The record is from RefSeq and is a predicted model, not a curated record. The transcript has a single exon.
AUGAGAUCCCUACCGAUCCCAAUCAUAUCAUACUUUCUAGAGCUCUGGGCACCACCGAUGGACGGCCCAUCGAUGCAUCUAGCCUCGACGCCGGCGGUAGCGCAGCAGCUCACCGUCCCGAACAUACUGACACCGUCGUCAUCAUCACAAGAUGGACCCGCAGUCAACUUUUCCCUGCCGCGGGUGGCCAGCACGACGGAGCUGGGCAUCGCCGAGGACGCGAUGCUGAACCGAGACUCGUGCAACUCUGCGCGCUUCGCCAACCGGACGCUGUGGACCUGCCGCGACACCCAAUGGGUAAUGGCCAAUGGGCUGCCGCAGCUCGCCAUCUUCAGCAGCACGGCCAGCUGGACCGACGACGGGGAGCCGCUGCGGAUGUACGGCUACCAGGACGGCCGGGCCUUCUUCCCCCUGCUCGACGGGAACUGCAACGACAGCCAGGCCGGCAUGUGCGGCGACGGCACCCGCUACUCCAUCUGGCCCGACAGCCCACCGCUGGUGGUGGAGAACGAGGCCUCGGAUCCCGAAGACGUCGUGUCCGCCUACACUUGGGUCAAGAAGUUCCGCAUAGACGAGAACCUCAAGACCUCGGACCCGGACCCGGCCUCGACGCUUUACCGGAUCGACUACGACGUCACAACCGGCAGCAGCAACAAAUCCGCCCUCCCGCACGUCGCCGUCGUCAACGCAUCCUUCUACCCGUGUAGGGGGGUGGCGUACGGCAACUAUGGGCACGUGACGCGCGACGGCAUGACCUAUCUCUACGGCCAAAUGUCCAACGGGGUCGUGUCGCUGGCGCGGACGAGGGCGACGCGCGCCUCCAUCGAGGACGAGUCCACGUACGAGUACUUUACGCUGGGCCGGUGGACAAACGUGAAGCCGCCGUCAUAUGCCGUGGAGAAGACGAGCUGCUGCGAGAUUCCCAACGCGUCCGCGGGCGGGCAGGGGACGUACUUUUGGUCCGACAAGUGGAGGCGGUACGUCUGGAUCGGCCAGGCGGGUUUCACGGUGGCGCCGGAUUUUUACAUCACCACCGCGCCGGCUCCCGAGGGCCCGUGGGAUAAACCCGUCAUGUUUUACAAGGGGGUUGGGGGGAAUUAUUCCCUGAGUGCGUACAGCCUCCAGGCGCAUCCGGGUGUGAGGCUGGGAGAUGCCGGCGGUGGUGGUGAUUGGAAGGGCGAGGAGAUGGUCAUAUCUUACACCAAGAAUGAUGUCGUCUAUGUGAACUCGGAGGUGUUUUUGAACGUCUACACCACACCUUUGGUCAGGGUUAGGUGGGAAUAG